UGGUUCUGCUCAAACACUGCAGCUCUGCUCCCGGUAUGUUAGCUGCUGUGUUUUUUAAUUGGCAGUCUUUUAAAUGAAUGUUUUGGGCGUUUUUUCUAAUGCAUGUGUGAAGCCCCGACAUGCACAACUGUGUGACAAUUUAAAAUGAAGUGUUUCUUUCUGAGUUAAGUUAAAAAGAGCCAUAGCAUUAUCCAUCGACACUGUCCACACUACCGCCUGCAUCAUGACAGAGAGAGCCCACAAAGACACACUCAGACGGGGUUUGUCUUUGUCCAGGAAUAAGAAGAAAGGCAAAGUCAAAGCUGGGACUUCUGCCACUGCUUCCACCUCAUCAUCUCCCAUCACCUCGUUCUUCAGCAGCCAGCCUCCUCCUAAGCUGGCCUGCCCCCUGUGUGGCCAGUUUGUACCAAGAUUCAAGAUCAAUGAGCACAUUGAUUUGCAAUGUCCGAACUUUGAGAGAGGAGACAGCAGUGCCGCCUCAGCAAGCGAUAGUGUUGUGCCAAGCAUCCAGCUGUCACCCAGGAGGAAUCCCCCAAAGUCCCCAGAGCUGGAUCCAGAGAAUGAAGAAGAGGUCAACGAGACAAAGACCAGUCCUUAUUUUAAAAAGAAUAACUCUCAGCAGGCACCGCGGGAGAUAAAAAGUAAAAGUGUGGUCAGGACGAUUGGCCUGGGAAGUCUCUCCUCCAAGUUAUCUAGGAAAUGUCGUAAGGUGCCUGAGAGGACACAGACGGAGAGUAAACAUGCACCAAUGUGUCCUGAAAAUGAGAUAUGUUCUUCUGAGACACUCAGCAGCUCACAGAAAGAAAAUCUUCAGAGUUUAGAUGACAACAAAGACUGUGUGACGGUCAUUGACCUUACAGAAACUAGUGACGAUACUCCAACUGCACUGGAAGAUCUAUCACGUUCACAUAAAGGACGAAAACUUGAACAGAAAGCAUCUAAAACAGAGACUGUCCUGAAACGGGUUGCUCCAAAGCUGCGCUCUUCUUCCUCCAAACUAAUAAAGAGAAAGAAGGAAACAACUUCCACUGGCAGGGUGUCUGAUUUCAGAAAGAAAGCUAAAUAUGAGGAGAGCAGCGGGGAGCCAGAUGAGGUGUUAUGUAGUCAAAGUUUAGCAGAGACAACUGACACAGACCGGCUUAUAACUGAGGUACCUUCUACCAGAACCUGUGACGACCCUUUGAGUUCAGAGGAAACAUACGAGGAAGGUGCUGCAGCGAUUAUUUGUGAUUCACUGUCCGAGUCUGUUCCUGAGAACACCGCUAGCAGUGACCAGGAGAGCUCUGAGCCCCCACGGCUUCCCUACUACAUCCGUAACUUCCUGACCGUACUACGAGCUGUCCUGGAGAACGAGGACGACCGGUCACUGUUCAACCAGGAGGAUAUGUCACUCGUGCAAGCAUUCGAGAAACUCUCAGUCAUGGGGCAGAAGCUGUAUGUGAGACUCUUCCAGAGGAAACUGAAGUGGCUCCAAGUAAAUAAACUGGACUAUGAAGAGAUAUGCACUGAUCUGGGACCUGUUGCUCAGGAGUUGGUUCGAGGUGGUUUCCUACAGGCAGAGAGUGACCUUCAGGAUUUGGGGGAGGCUCUGGAUCUCCUUCCUGCUCCUGAACUCAAAGCUCUGGCUAAGACUUUCCAUCUGGGCAACUCUGGGACUCAGAAACAGCAGCUAGUGGACGGACUUCUGCGUCUGAGCAGGCAAAAGUCCUUUUUCUCUCUGAGCCCUGCUCAGUCCAACAUUGGGGCUGUCAUCCUCAAAAGGGCGAAGCAGCUUGCAAGUUCCUGUGUGCGCCUGUGUCGUGGUCCUCGAGCUGUCUUUUCUCGCAUCCUUCUCCUCUUCUCUCUGACGGACACCAUGGAUGAAGAAGAGAUGGCGGCUGGUGGGCAGAGUCAGCUCUUCACCAUCCUGCUGGUUAACUCAGGACGCCUUGCCUUCCCAGACUACACAGUGCAGCGUAAAGCCAAGGUGUUCCGGGACAGAGACGAUCUUAUCAGGUAUGAAGCAUCCAUGCGAACCCUGCAGGAGGUGGUCUCAGCUAUGCAGGGAGGUCAGUGGGAAGAAGCCAUGGAGCUCUACACUGCUGCCAAAGGUGCCUGGCAGGAGCUGAAGAAAAACCAUGACCUCAGUCACCAGGAGGAGCUGCCUGUGUUCCUGCGCAGCUUCACUACAGGAUGGGCCUACACUCGGAUCUUAUCCAGAGGGGUGGAUAUCUUGCAGAGGCUACGUCACUACGAGGAAGCGGUAGAGGAGCUGCGGUCUUUACUGUUGCAGUUUGUUUACUGUCCUGACAGCCGAGGGCGUUGGUGGGACAGACUGGCACUAAACCUUCACCAGCACCUAAAACAACCUGAGCAAGCUGUUUGUGCUAUCAGAGAUGGGCUAUUGGACCCUCUGGUGCGAACUGGACACAAACUUUCUCUUCACCAGAGAGCUGUUAGGAUGAAAGAGUCUGCCAGCUUGAAGAGGUAUCGCCUUCAACUUAAAGACCUGCCCACCAUCCAAGUCCAAGAUGUCACACAUGUGACCAUCCGGGGACAGCUGUUCCCUCAUGAGGGCGGCACGGGGAAAUCAAAGUUUCUUCUACCAGCAAAUGGUGAAGGGGACGAGGGUGCUGAGGCCACUGUGAUAUGCUCUGUGGAGGAGCUGUCUUUAGCACAUUACCGCCAACAAGGCUUUGAUCAAGGGAUCCAUGGAGAGGGCUCAACAUUCUCAACAUUGUUUGCUCUUCUGCUGUGGGACAUCAUUUUUAUGGAGGGCAUUCCAGAUGUUUUCCGAAAUCUGUACCAGACAUGUCCUUUGGAUCUCUACACUGACUGUUUCUAUGAGAACAGAAAAGAAGCGAUUGACUCUCGUGUGCAGUUACUCUGUGAGUCAUCAGUGGAGACGCUGCAUGACAUGUUGGAAGAUGUUUGGACCUCCCAGGAGGGUAAAGUGUGUUCACUGGUCAGCUGGGAGCGUUUCUCAUCCCUGCAACACGCACAGUCUCUCGUGUCAUGCCUGGGUGGAGCCUUCUUAGGAGGGAUAAUAACAAGAAUGUCCAAAGACUACAGACACUGCCGUGGAGGUUUGCCUGAUCUAGUGGUGUGGAACACUUCAAACAACACCUACAAGCUGGUAGAGGUGAAGGGGCCCACUGACCGGCUGUCCCAGAAACAACAAAUAUGGCUGGAUGAGCUGCAGAAGCUGGGGGCUGAUGUGGAGGUGUGUCACGUGACGGCAACUGGAGCCAGAGGAGCUCGUCUGGAAUAAAAAGACACAGAAGAACUGACUUUGUGGUCCUAAAUGAAAACACUGGCAGACAGGAACAAAAAAAAAAUGUCAUUUGGAGCAUAUGUUGAUGUUUACCUAAAAAAACUCAAUUUGUCUUCCAUAUAUCACAAAUGUAAUCCUACUUGAGUACAGGGAGUCUCAUGGCAGGAAACGUGCCUUGUGAUGUGUGGCAUUAACAUCAGGAAAUAUACUGCCUUCCCCAGGAAGAGGUGCAUCCUGAGAUGAGGAUCAGAAAUAGCUUGCCUACAGAUAAUCAGAGCUGAUGCAUGACAGGACAAACAUCCAACAACCACACCAAACUGAUGGUGUUUCCUUUUCUUUGGCAACACUAUAUUCUCAGGAUCUCAGGUUGCCAAGCAACGAAUACUCACAUUUAGCUGGCCGCUAACGAAUGGUAUGACAGCUCUGCAGGUUUGUUAUGAAAGUAAUUACUGUGAUAAUAUGGCUAUAAAUAUGCUGCUAUGCCACUACUCUACCAGAGAAUGGAAAUAAUAGGGCUGCAAUCAAUGAUUAUUUUUAUUAUAGAUUCAACCGCUGUUUGUUCUCUCCCUGAGCAUUAAUUGAUUAAUUGUUUGGUCUAUAAAUGUCAGAAAAUGGUGAGAAUUGCAAUUUCUUAGAGCCAAAGUUGUCGUCAUCACAUUGCAUGUUUGGUGCAAAAUGACAGUCCAAAACCCAAAUUAUUCAUCUUACUACAACAGCCAUCACAUAAGACAAAGACAGGCAGCACAUCCUCACAGAUAAGAAGCUUGAACUUGGGACUGUUUUUUGCAUUUUUGUUUUAAAGAGAAAAGAAUGAAUUGAUUAUCAAACUAGUUGCCAACUGUAAUUUAAGUGUAAAUAAAUGAAAAUAUAAUGGUAUUAACUUUCACUGAACUGUCUUGGUAAGUAUAAUG
Molecule: messenger RNA, 4164 nt
Organism: Anoplopoma fimbria (sablefish)
Lineage: Eukaryota; Metazoa; Chordata; Actinopteri; Perciformes; Anoplopomatidae
Gene: fan1
Product: FANCD2 and FANCI associated nuclease 1
Exons: 13
Coding region: 224-3250 (1008 amino acids)
Biological process (GO): interstrand cross-link repair
Cellular component (GO): nucleus
Molecular function (GO): 5'-flap endonuclease activity; flap-structured DNA binding; 5'-3' exonuclease activity
Source: RefSeq, a predicted model, not a curated record